GACGGCAGCUCAGAGACGCGAAAUGGUCGUAGAAACGGUGACCAACAUGGAAGCAGCGGUUCUGGCUGUCCUACUUUUUUUGCUACUGGCAUUUAUUUCUGAUUGGAGAAAGAAAUAUGUACAGAGAGAUCACAACGUUCAAUCCAGCCUUCUUCACCACCUGCAUCAGUUUCUGCCUUGCUCCUCAUCCUCCUCCAUCCCAGGACCUCCCGGUCAUUUCCUAAUAGGCAAUAUGAAGGAGCUGACACACGACCACCUGCCCAUCCACCUGACCAACUUAGCAAAGCGCUACGGAAGCGUUUAUCGGCUCAGAUGUGGAAACACGACUAUGGUUGUACUAAACAGCAGUGACGUCAUCAAAGAAGCGCUGGUGAAGAAAUGGUCUGACUUUGCUGGCAGACCAGUCUCAUACACAGGCAACAUCGUGUCUGGAGGCGGGUUCUCCGUCUCUCUGGGGGACUACAGCGAGGAGUGGAAGGCGCACCGGCGUCUGGUCCACGGCGCCUUGCAGCGCUGCUGUCAGCAGUCUUUGCACCAGGUGAUCGAGAGGCAGGCUCUGCAUCUGCGGAAGGUCCUGAUGGACUACCAGGGCCGUGCCGUGGACCUCUCAGAGGAUUUCACAGUGGCAGCGAGUAAUGUCAUCACCACUUUGACUUUUGGGAAUGAAUACGACAAGAGCUCACCAGAACUGCAGCAGCUGCACAACUGCCUGAACCAGAUCGUUGCUCUGUGGGGUUCGUCGUGGAUUUCGGCUCUGGACUCCUUCCCGCUGCUCAGGAAACUGCCCAACCCCGUGUUCUCCCGUCUCCUGCAAGAAGUGGUCAAGAGGGAUGAGAUCAUAAAGCAACAUCUUAACAAUUACAAGUCACAAGCAAAACAGUCUGAGGUCGACAUCACAGGGUCUCUCCUCCAGAGCCUAGACAAACCUCCAAAGAAAGAGAAUGGAGUGCUCCUCACAGAUACUCACGUCCACAUGGCCACCGUCGACCUCCUCAUCGGGGGAACAGAAACCACCGCGGCCUGGCUGAACUGGACCGUGGCCUUCCUUCUGCACAGACCAGAGGUGCAGACCAGGGUGUAUGAGGAGCUGUGCACCGUGCUGCAGGGGCAGUACCCCAAGUACAGUGACCGACACAGACUCCCCGUCCUGUGCUCUUUGGUCAGUGAGGUGCUCAGGCUCAGACCGGUGGCUCCACUAGCGGUGCCGCACAGAGCCAUCAGAGACAGCAGUAUUGCAGGUUACUUUAUUCCUAAGAACACAGUCAUCAUUCCCAAUCUUUACGGAGCCCACCAUGAUCCAGCAGUUUGGGCCGAUCCAUACAGCUUCAGACCAGAGCGUUUUCUGGAAGGGGGAGGAGGCUCCACUCGAGGCCUGAUUCCCUUCGGAGGUGGGGCCCGACUCUGCCUGGGGGAGUCGGUUGCCAAGAUGGAGCUGUUUCUGUUCACUGGCUACUUGCUGAAGGACUUCCAGUUCGUCCCUCCAGGGAGUGAAGCCUCUCUUCCCGAUCUGAGAGGAGUCGCUAGUGUUGUUCUCAAGGUCAAGUCCUACACAGUUGUAGCACGUCCCAGAGCCACAACUAAUCCCUGAACUUAUUUUAAGCAAAUGAAUGGACAUGUAUUCAUAUUUGAGGCUUUCUCCUGUUUGUCUGCAUCUUGAAAAAAAAAUGUGUUAUUAGAUCAUAUAAUGUUUUUAAGUAAAGCAGUCAACGCUAAUAAAGUCAUAUUUAAACAAAGUGAUUUAGAAUAAGUUGUAAAAAUGGAAUCAAUGAUCAGACAGAAGAAUCAGAUAAAAUAAAUGUGGAAAUAAAUUAAAUGAAUGAA
Molecule: messenger RNA, 1821 nt
Organism: Betta splendens (Siamese fighting fish)
Lineage: Eukaryota; Metazoa; Chordata; Actinopteri; Anabantiformes; Osphronemidae
Gene: cyp21a2
Product: steroid 21-hydroxylase
Exons: 12
Coding region: 23-1588 (521 amino acids)
Biological process (GO): hormone biosynthetic process; progesterone metabolic process
Molecular function (GO): iron ion binding; heme binding; steroid 17-alpha-monooxygenase activity
Source: RefSeq, a predicted model, not a curated record